AUGUCGGAAACACUCCCAUCAACAAUAACGUUAAACGUGGGAGGCCAAUUAUUUACAACGAGUAGAUUUACACUCUCUCAACAAGUAGGAAAAAACGAGUUGGAACAUGUUUUAGCCUCUAUAGUAAAUGGAAAGCAUGCCAUAGAGAAAGAUCGUGAUGGCAAUAUUUUCAUUGAUCGGGAUGGAACUUAUUUUCAUUAUAUAUUAAAUUACUUGAGAAACGGAGGAAAUCUUUCACAAACAAUAUUGCCAUCAGUGAGGUAUCAACCACUUAUUGCAAGGAGUCUACAAUUAGAAGCAGGUUAUUACGGACUUACUGAAUUAGUGGAUUACUUUACUGUACAACGAUGGUUAUUGAAAAGGAGGUUUCAAUUAGCAAAUUGCCAUCCCAAUGUCGUAGUAUUAGAUGGAGGAAAGACGUUAAUUUGUAAAGAAUCAAGUGGGAAAAAUUGGUAUUCUGUAUCAUCCAAAUAUCCUAUAAUUAAUAUGGAUUAUUCAACUCAUGUUUCAAGCCAUGAAACAGGUCUUGAUACAUAUGACGAAGAAGCCAAAGAAUUUGAUGGCGAUGAAGGGUUUGCCGACGUUGAGGAAGUCAAUGGAUUUCCAUCCAGCAACAAUUACUACCUUAAUAUGGCUGGUGUGACAUCGGUCGACGGAAAUGUUACUGAUGUAUCAAACUAUCAAAAUCAUGCAUCAUCACAAUCACGACAGAAUCCUCAAGUUGAUGAGAUACAGAUCACAGCAUCCAAACUGUCAAUUUAUUUUGGAAACAUGAAACUGUUGAAAUUUCACGUCAAAAAUUACUACGAAAUUGUUAUUGAGAAUACUAAGAAUUUUAACAUUGUACUCGGAAUUUCCAAGCAAAAGACAUCGUAUUUCCAUGACUCUUGGACAGUUGGAUUUAUUGCGAAUUCAUACGGAUUCAAUGUUUGGUCAAUGAAAAAGUAUACAAAAAAGACUCAAAUCGAGUAUGGAGAACGAUGUGAACGUGGUGAUCGAGUAGGCAUGUACGUUAAUACAGCGUUAGGAUACAUUGAAUAUUUCAGGAAUGGAAGAAGUAUGGGCAUUGCUUUUGACGGCCUUACUAAAGAGCUCUCUGAAGGGAAUUGGUAUGUGGUAGUGAGCUUGUAUAAUCAAGGAGAUUGUGUCACAUUAAACACAAACGCCGUUGCACCUCUCUCUGUACGAGAAGAAGAAUAUCUCAACAGUAACAAUAACAAGAUGGAAGAAUUGAAAUAA
Molecule: messenger RNA, 1239 nt
Organism: Naegleria lovaniensis
Lineage: Eukaryota; Heterolobosea; Eutetramitea; Acrasida; Naegleriidae
Exons: 3
Coding region: 1-1239 (412 amino acids)
Biological process (GO): protein homooligomerization
Molecular function (GO): protein binding
Source: RefSeq, a predicted model, not a curated record